Messenger RNA from Salvia splendens (bonfire salvia), 2192 nucleotides. Its product is annotated as wall-associated receptor kinase-like 20. NCBI's taxonomy places the organism in Eukaryota, Viridiplantae, Streptophyta, Magnoliopsida, Lamiales, Lamiaceae. The record is from RefSeq and is a predicted model, not a curated record. Gene Ontology annotation, biological process: protein phosphorylation. The coding region runs from base 172 to 2175 and encodes 667 amino acids. The transcript has 3 exons. Gene Ontology annotation, molecular function: protein kinase activity; polysaccharide binding; ATP binding.
UCUAUACAUGGAAAUAUGAAACAUCAAAUUCCUACACGAGGUUGAAACAGACAAAAAACUAACCAACUCCAAAACUCAAUCACAUGAAAAAAUAUUACUAGUAUACAACAAAAAUGACUAUAACUAAGUAACCAUCUAUGUUGUGCACCACAUAUUACUACUACUGCUGCAAUGGUGAUUGCUCCAUUUUCCCUCCUCGCAAUAUUUCUUCCUUUGGCAGCGGCCGUCAUGCACUGCGGCCCGUGCGGCAACACCCCGGUCCCCUACCCGAUGAGCAGCGGCCCGAACUGCGGAGACCAGGCCUACAAAAUCAAGUGUGAUCCAAACACAAGCACUCUUCAUUUCAUCUCCAAGCCCGGGAGACUCUACCCGAUCACAUCCAUCGACACGAGAUCCCAACGGAUGGUGAUCCGGCCGCCUUCUGUGCUCCCAGGCACGUGCUUCUCCGAGGACUUCAGCAGCGAAGGCUUCCAGAUGGACGAUUCACUCCCCUUCAACAUCAGCAGCAGCAACACAAUACUCCUCUUCAACUGCACAGACAACAUGCUUCAUUUGCAGGUGCCUAUCAACUGCUCCUCCAACUGCCCUUGCCACACCUACAUCGACAACACCCGGUCAGCAGGUGCGUGCAACAAGCAGAAGCUGUGCUGCUCGUUUAGGACAGGGGGGUCGCAGAACGCGUACAUCAUCCGUGUCCACGCAAAUGGAUGUAUGGCGUAUCACAGCUACGUGAACUUCAACCCUGGCCUCCCGUUUGCCAAGUGGCCGGCGCCUGGCUUGGAGCUCCUCUAUGUCUCGCCGUUGGAGCCAACCUGCAACACUAAGGCAGACUGCCGCGAGCUUCCCUUUUCAACAUGCUUGGCGGACUCCACUGAUGGCGGCCGGAGGAGGUGUCUCUGCAAGAAGGGUCGCUACUGGGAUCCUGCAACAGGAUAUUGCCAAAGUAGGCCACUUCUGAUUUCACCAAAAAAUAUAUGCUUUCACCCUUUUCUAGCAAAGAGAAAGCACCCUAAUUUAUUAUAUCUAAUUGCACUUGUUAUGUGUGCAGAGUGUAGACAUGGAACAGGCUGCAAAAUACAUACCAAUCACACACCAGCUAUUGGAGCUACUGCAGGCGUAUUCGUUGUCCUGCUCCUGGCCGCGUUCCUGGUGUACAGACAACGUCAAUACACGAUGAACGUUGCAAGAAAGACACUAAUAAAAGAAAGAGAGAAUAUCUUAAAUUCGAAUAACAGCGGAAAAUCAGCCAAGAUCUUCUCAGGUAAAGAAAUCAGGAAAGCAAGCAAUGACUUCUCUAAAGAAAACCUGCUCGGCAGUGGUGGAUUCGGAGAGGUUUUCAAGGGUACCUUAGACAACGGAACUGACAUAGCCGUUAAGAGGGCCAAGCCGGGAAAUGCAGCGGGCACGGCCCAAGUCCUCAAUGAGGUCAGGAUCCUCUGCCAGGUCAACCACCGGAGCUUGGUGAGAAUGAUCGGCUGCUGCGUGGAGCUGGAGCAGCCCCUCUUGAUCUAUGAAUAUGUCUCGAGGGGAACUCUUUUCGAGCACCUGCACAGGGCAGAGGCGCGCCAGACACCGCCUCUGAACUGGCUGAGGCGCCUCUUCAUUUCCCACCAGGCGGCUGACGGCCUUGCCUACCUCCACUCCUCUGCUGUGCCCCCCAUCUACCACAGGGACGUGAAGACAAGCAACAUACUCCUGGACGAGAAUCUUGAUGCCAAGGUGUCGGAUUUCGGGCUAUCGAGGCUUGUUGAAUUGAGCGAGAGGGAUUGCACCCACAUCAACACCUCUGCUCAAGGGACGCUAGGCUACCUCGACCCCGAAUACUACGUCAAUAUGCAGCUGACGGAUCGCAGUGAUGUGUACAGCUUCGGCGUCGUGCUGCUGGAGCUUCUGACUUGCAAGAGAGCUAUUGAUUUCAAUAGGGAGGAGGAAAAUGUGAACCUGGUGGUUUACAUGAAGAGGAUGUUUGAUGAGGAUAACCUGAUGGCAGUGAUUGAUCCGGCUAUCAAGCAGGGGGCAUCGGAGGUGGAGCUGGAGACAAUGAAGGCCAUCGGGAAUCUGGCUGCAGCUUGCUUGGAUGAACGGCGACAGAAUCGCCCUUCGAUGAAAGAAGUCGCUGAUGAGAUCGAAUGCGUUAUCAGCAUUAUCACUGGCGAUGAUGCUUCCACAAUGUAGCAGUCAAUUUCUGGUGU